Echinops telfairi (small Madagascar hedgehog) is the source of this 1809-nucleotide messenger RNA. RefSeq names its product SAM domain, SH3 domain and nuclear localization signals 1 (gene SAMSN1). The record is from RefSeq and is a predicted model, not a curated record. Lineage: Eukaryota; Metazoa; Chordata; Mammalia; Afrosoricida; Tenrecidae. The coding region runs from base 1 to 1119 and encodes 372 amino acids. Gene Ontology annotation, molecular function: protein binding. The transcript has 8 exons.
AUGUUGAAAAGAAAACCAUCCAAUGUUUCAGAGAAGGAGAAACAUCAAAAACCAAAGCGCAGCAGCAGCUUUGGGAAUUUUGAUCGUUUUCGGAAUAAUUUCACAUCAAAACCAGAUGACUCAACUGAGGUAUGUGAAGGUGAACACAUAAAUGAAAAUGGAGAACAAAAAAAAACUUUAAAUAAUGAAGGAGGUUUGGGUAAAAAAAUGAGAGCUAUUUCCUGGACCAUGAGGAAAAAAAUGGGUAAAAAAUACAUAAAAGCCCUUUCUGAGGACAAGGAUGAGGAAGAUGGAGACGAUGCUCCCCAUUAUCGAAACAGUGACCCCAUGAUUGGGACCCACACUGAGAAGGUCUCCCUCAAAGCCAGUGACUCCAUGGACAGUCUCUACAGUGGACAGAGCUCAUCAAGUGGAAUAACCAGCUGUUCUGAUGGGAAUAGUAACCGGGACAGCUUUCGGCUUGAUGAUGAAGGUCCCUAUACGGGACCAUUCUGUGGUCGUGCCAGAGUACACACGGAUUUCACACCAAGCCCUUAUGAUACAGACUCUCUCAAAAUCAAGAAAGGAGAUAUCAUAGAUAUAAUUUGCAAAACACCAAUGGGAAUGUGGAGUGGAAUGUUAAACAACAAGGUGGGAACUUUCAAGUUUAUUUAUGUGGAUGUUAUCUCAGAAGAGGAAAGUGUUCCCAAGAAAAUAAAGCCACACCGGGGGAGUAAGAGAGAACAGCCAAAGACGCUACAAGAGCUUUUAGAGAGACUUCACCUUCAGGAAUACUCCUCAACACUCUUGCUCAAUGGUUAUCAGACCCUAGAAGAUUUAAAAUAUAUAAAAGAGAGUCAUCUUGUUGAAUUAAAAAUUGAAAAUGUAGAAGACAGGAUGAGGCUACUCUCGGCUGCUACAAAUCUCCUUGAUGAAGAACUUAUUCAAGAGCAAGGAAAUGAGCUUGUGUCCCUAAACGGAAACCCAGACAUCUUAAAUACGUCACAGCUAGAUGAGUGCCCGAGGGAUUCUGGUUGUUACAUCUCAUCAGAGAAUUCAGAUAACGGCAAAGAAGACCCGGAGACGGAACGUCUGCCGGACAUGGUACAGAAGAUUGCGAUCUCGGAGCCAAGUGACUAACCGCACCUUCUUCACUAUCGAUCGGCAGAUCCUUUCCGUUUUCAACUUCCUGAGCAGAAGAUCAAAUAAGACAGGACAAUUUGUAAAUACAACUCAGAGUUAACAUGCUUUAGUCUGAACGAUUGUAUAUAAAGUUUUGCACUGUUAACAUUUCCCAUUAUUGUAAAUAACUUUUAUUUUAAAUGCUUGGUGUUAAUAUCUUACUUGCUUGUAUUAGAAAGAUGCAGUGUAAAGACAGUGUUUUGAUAUGUGCAACAUAUGCUUUAUUUACAUUCUCUUAUAAGAAAAAAAGAUAAAAUUUGCUCCAAAGAAAACAAACCAAAUGCACAACUACUUACAACCUCCAUAUUGUGCCUGCCAGUUUUGAAUCACUUCAUUUAAUACAUAGAAAUAUUAAGCAGGUCUCUGUUUAAUUCGUUUUUCCUGGAAGCACCUAUAUUCAUUUUUAUAUUUCCUGUGAAGCUGUAAGUUAAUAUUGAGACAUUUCAUUUUGACCCACUGUAGAGUUUGGAUGAUGCUAUUGAUGUCUUUACUCUGUCACCAAGUAUAAAAUACAAAUAACUGUAUUUGCCAACUUGAUUUGGUAGGACUAGUUGUAAUAGUCGUGCACAAAUUUAUCUUUAAAUUCAAAUGUGCUUAAUUCUUAAAUACCCUUCUUUUACUAAUUAAAAUACUUAUGCACAUAUUUCA